This is a messenger RNA of Xiphophorus couchianus (Monterrey platyfish), 6323 nucleotides long. RefSeq lists its product as uncharacterized. The coding region runs from base 50 to 5152 and encodes 1700 amino acids. The transcript has 36 exons. The record is from RefSeq and is a predicted model, not a curated record. Gene Ontology annotation, biological process: proteolysis. Gene Ontology annotation, molecular function: protein binding; serine-type endopeptidase activity. Lineage: Eukaryota; Metazoa; Chordata; Actinopteri; Cyprinodontiformes; Poeciliidae.
AACAGAAAUCGUGUGUUGGAUGAUAAUGGCUUGAUGGGAUAUCUGUGCCAUGGGCACGAAGUGGAAGGAGACGGAGCAGACGAAAGGGAACGAUGGUGACAGAUCACACCAGGACUCAGCGAGUAUUGCGGAUGUGUCCGUGGAAGUGGCCACCGUGGACCACACCCUCCGGAAGCUGCGCAGGAUGUACAGGAAGACGAGGCGGAAGCCCAAAGGACUCAAGAGGCUGUGGGCCUACCUGCUGAACGUGCCUCACAUCACAACCAUCACCGCGGCCGUGCUGUUUGUGGUGGUGGUGAUCAUAUGGUCGCUGCUCUGGGUCUUUAUCUUCCGCAGGGAAAGCUACAGCGGAGCGUAUUUUGCUGGGAUGUUCCGUGUUGCCAACGUAGAGUUCAUCCCAGAGUACCGCCAGGCGGAGUCCCAUGAGUUUGUCUCUAUGGCAACCAAAAUUCAACAUGUGGUGAGUUCUGUGUACAAGACGUCCUCAGUGGCCAGACUCUACAAGCAAGCGGUCAUUUCAGACCUCAGUAACAACAACAAGGGCGGAGUGUUGGUGCAUUUCUGGAUGGUGUUCAUCGUCCCCCAGAUGAAGACCACAGCGAUGCGGGAAGAUUUCAUAGAGGCCAUUCUCAGAGAUUCAAUCAACACCAGCCUGAAGAACCGGUCUUCUGUGGGCUUCCUGCAUGAACUUCCAGUUGACAUGGACUCCAUCCUCAUCAACGGAGUUCAGCGUUCAGAUUAUUCAUCAAACACAGCAGACUCGCAGUGCGUUGAUAAGCUGUACGCCAACCUCCCAGGAGCCAGCGUCCCGCUAAACGUCUACUCAUCGUGGGGAGGUGUGAACUGCCACGUGAAGCUGUCUUCAGUGCCCGGCUCGCUGAUCCGCCUGACCGUCACCUCGUUCCUCAUUGAGCCCACUGGCUGUGUGAACGACGCCCUGACUGUGUACGACGCUCUGCUGCCCAUGAGAGGGCGCAUUCUGCACAGGCUGUGUGAGCCGGCGUCCAGCUCCUUCUCCAUCGUCUCUACCUCCAACGUCAUGCUGCUGUCCUUCAGGAUGACCAGUGGCAACAAGAGCUUUAAAGGACACUUUGAAGCCAUUGCUGAGGAAAUAUGUAUGUCUCAAAUUGAGACCAAGUUGGAGCCUGAUAUCAGUGGUCGAAUCUACAGCCCAUUCUACCCGAGCCUGCUGCCUCCACAGUGUUCCUGUAGCUGGAGGUUUAAGACUCCAAACUCUAAAUUAGGCGUAGCUCUGCAGUUCGAGAACUACGCGUUGAAACCUGAGGACAUAAAAGGCUGCGAUAGUGGCUGGUGGAGGGUCAACGAAGUCAUAUUUUGCGGCAUGUACGUAGGACACCACACCGUGUUUCGGAUCCCCGACCACAGUCCACAGAUGGAGUUUCGCUGCAGCUCACCUAACUCUGCUAAACCUUUCCUGGCCUCAUACCACAGUUACAACAUCAGCCAGCCAUGUCAAGAAGGCCAGUUCUUGUGCACCACUGGACUCUGCGUGGAGAAGAGUCGACUUUGCGACGGCCUGGAUGACUGCCAGGAUGAGAGCGAUGAGGUCUUCUGCUCAAGGCCCACAAUAACCUGCAGCACUAAAAGACCUCCACACCCUUUGUUUGUAUGUAAUGGAGAGAUGGACUGCUCUGAUGGAGUUGAUGAGAUAAACUGCACACAGGAAACGAGCUGCUUGGCGAUCAGAUACCAGUGCAGGAGCGGAUCCUGCAUCCUGAAGAAAAAUGCAAAGUGUGACGACGUCCCCGACUGUCGGGACAGCAGCGACGAGGAUGACUGUGCCUGUGGUCUCCCCUCCUCGCUGAGGAAGGUGGGCUCUACGUCAGGCCUGGAUCGGAUUGUGGGCGGGGUUAGCUCUCACGAGGGGGAGUGGCCUUGGCAGGUCAGCCUUCACUUUGCAGGCAGCUUGUACUGUGGCGCUUCUGUCCUCUCCUCUGAUUGGCUCGUCUCAGCUGCCCACUGCUUCAGAAAAGAAAGCCUCUCUGACCCUCGCUCCUGGAGUGCUCACCUCGGCAUGCUGACGCAGGGCAGUGCCAAACACGUUGCAGAGAUCCAGAGGAUUGUGGUGCAUGAGUACUACAAUGCGUACACUUUUGACUAUGACAUCGCCCUUCUGCAGCUGAAGAGGCCCUGGCCUCCCUCCCUCUGGCCGCUGGUCCAGCCUGUGUGCCUGCCCCCUUCAUCCCACACCGUCACAGACACACACCGCUGCUUGGUGACCGGGUGGGGAUACCGAUCUGAGGAAGAUAAGGUGCUGCCCUCUGUGCUCCAAAAGGCAGAGGUGUCCAUAAUGAGUCAGACCGAGUGCAAAAAGAGCUACGGACCAAUCACCCCACGAAUGCUGUGUGCCGGCCUCCCCUCCGGAGAGAGGGACGCCUGCAGGGGGGAUUCAGGAGGUCCUUUGUCCUGCCAGGCCUCAGACGGGGGUCGCUGGUUCCUCAUAGGGAUUGUGAGCUGGGGGUCCGGCUGCGGCAGACCAAACCUGCCUGGGGUCUACACCAGGGUCACCAAGUUCACCUCCUGGAUCUACAGCCAUAUUAGCAGAGAUGAAGAGUUAAAGCAGUCCACCGGCUCACUUGACACCUCCUUGCCAAAGUCUGGAGGUCCGGGGGGACAGAAGACAGAGAGCCAGACAGCGUCAUCAUGCUGUUCCUGGAGGAGGCUUGUGUUAGGCCUCCUACCAUUUUUACCUUUCACUGCUGCCAUUACACUGACUCUCAACUAUUUAACAUCUCCAUCUUGCUCGGUGUUCUUCCUGGGCAGCAGCGUAGAGUUCCCAAACUUGACCUUCUCAUUAGAGCUGACCGAUCCCGCCUCCCCUCAGUUCCGCCUGCAGGCUCAGGCUUUGGACCAUUAUUUCUCAAAACUCUACGACUCUACCCCGUGGAGGUCUUACUACCUGCGCUCAGGAAUUACUGCCUUCAGUGAAGGAGAGGAGGGGCUCGGUGUUUUCUACUGGAGUAAAUUUUCAGCCCCCCACAAUGUGGCCCUGGAAAUCCAGAGCUCCAGCCCAGAGAGGCUGCAGCGGAGGCUCCCUGGCACCAACAAGGUGGUGCGGUACAGCCGCAACGAGCAGCACUACUACAUGGAGCAGGAGGACGACACGCUCCCCCUGCUGGACUUAGACUCUGAUGAUUCUGAUUCAGAAGACAGAAUAGACAAAAUGAAAAACCCAAAUAGCAUCCAGGGAGGAAAAUGGCAGCUUGGGUUUCAAGCAAUAUCAUUUGAUCUCUACGCUAAAUAUGGGAACAACCGAACUCUGAGUCUUGUGAGUCCCAAGAAGCCAUACUACCAGUGGCGUCUGCGCGUGCCCUCGGGUCACGUUGUGCGUCUGGUUGUCCUGACGCUUCAGGGCGCCACGCCUGGAAGCUGCACAGCCCACAAACUCUCUGCCUAUGACUUCCUGCUUCCUUUGCAGAACAAGAUCAUUGCCAGAUGGUGCGGGCUGCCGGUCUCAGGCUCAUCUCCAGUCAUGAAGCUGACCUCCUCGGGGAAUGUGAUGUUGGUCACCUUCUCCUUCAGCAGGCAGAAAGAUGGAGCAAUCUUCAAAGCUUACUUUCAAGCCAUCCCAAAAGCAGGCUGUGGAGGCUCAAUUUCUUCAUGGAACGGCUCCAUUUCCUCACCUUACUACCCCUCCUUUUAUCCUCCUAACAUAGACUGCACAUGGACUCUACGGGUGCCUGUGCCAGGAUAUCUGAUUUCGAUGACAAUCGUGACUUUAGACAUUCAAGAUUCCCCGUCGUCUGAUAGCUGUGAGAAGGACUGGCUGGACAUUGCGGGGGUUAAGCUGUGUAAUCCCCUGUCAGAGAGCGGCAGAAAGAGAGUGUACUCCUCUCCUCUCUCCGUCCACUUCCACUCUGAUGAAUCUCUCACCAACAAGGGCUUCUACUUGCUGUACCGAGCUUUCUCUCCAGAGGGCACUUGCCCUCGCCAGUUUCACUGUGGAGAUGGACGCUGUAUCCCUCUGAGGAAGGUCUGCGACGGAGUGAAGGAUUGCUCAGAUGGACGGGAUGAAGCUAAAUGCUCAUCCUGCAGGCCAGGGGAAGUGCUCUGUGGGAACGGUCAGUGCAAACCUCAGAGCAGCCAGUGUGUUGGUCAGAGCAGCUGUGCAGAUAGCAGUGAGGAAGGCAGCUGUGAGGUUAAAUGCUACCACGUUUGUCCCAACAAGGUGUGUUUACCAAAGUCAUCUGUGUGUGAUGGUGUGGUCGACUGCAAAGACCGCAGUGAUGAACUGAACUGCACCAGAGCAUAUCUCAAGAGUUGCUCCGUGGCGUCCUAUAAAUGUGCCAAUGGAAAAUGUGUCAGCAAGGUCAACCCUGAGUGUGACGGGGUUAAAGACUGCUUCGACGGCUCUGACGAACUGCGCUGUGGGUGUGGCACCAGGCCUAAAAAGCGGACUAAGAUAGUGGGGGGGUCUGAUGCUGUGUUGGGGUCGUGGCCCUGGCAGGUCAGCCUACAGAUGGAGCGCUACGGCCACGUCUGUGGAGCCACGCUGGUUUCCAAUCGCUGGCUCAUCUCUGCAGCGCACUGCUUCCAAGACUCUGAUGCCAUUAAAUACUCUGACGCUCGUGCUUGGCGGGCUUACCUCGGCAUGCGUGUGAUGACCAGAGGAAGCCACGGAGGAGCGACCAGACUGAUCCGUCGGAUCCUCCUCCACCCCCAAUACGACCAGUUCACGUCUGACUACGACAUCGCCCUUCUGGAGCUCAGUGCUCCAGUUUUCUUUAAUGACUUAGUGCAGCCUGUGUGUGUUCCUGCCUCCUCACACACCUUCACCACCGGGACGAACUGCUUUGUCACGGGAUGGGGCGUUCUCAUGGAGGACGGUGAACUGGCGUCUCGUUUACAAGAAGCUUCAGUGAAAAUUAUUAAUAGAAAAGUCUGUAACAAGCUGUACGAUGAUGCUGUUACUCCCAGGAUGCUGUGUGCAGGAAACCUGCAGGGAGGUGUGGACGCCUGCCAGGGGGAUUCAGGAGGUCCGCUGGUGUGUCUGGAGCAAGGAAGACGGUGGUUCUUGGCAGGGAUUGUCAGCUGGGGCGAAGGCUGUGCGAGGCAGAACCGCCCCGGCGUCUAUACCCAGGUGGUCAAAUUCACCGACUGGAUCCGCCAGCAGACCAAAGGUCAGGUCUGACAAAACAUGAGACUCUGACAAGGAAAUAACUUCAACAGACAGUGGUUUGAGUACUGACGAUACAUUUUUGUUCAGUCACUUUUUGGGAAUUUGUUCAGUGCUGCAAACCAAUCAGCAUCCUCACAAUCUGCAAGAAACAGAAUGUUGACAUGCACAAACAUUUAUUUUAUACUUGAUUAGAUUGGCAAAUGAACUUAAAACAGGGUACCAUAAACACAACAUCAAAAUGUUACAGCUAGUUUGGUUUUUUUGGAAUGGGGUUCUGUGGAGAGGCUAAAGUAGUCAGUAUCUUUCUUGCAGAAAAUUUUCUGAACAACCUGAGUUUGCAGAAACUUUACUGCAAAGUUGCAAAGGAGUUUCUAUUGUAUGUAUUUGUUGUUUUUUUUUAAUGAAAAAAGAGCGCUAUGUCUGAAUAUGGAAGAAAUUUCUCACUACUCAACUUGUUUGUAAGAGUCCAUGUUGUCUUGUUUCUUAUUAAAACAUUACGCCUCGCUGUCGCUCUGCUCCUCCUGCUGCAGUUGCUGAUAUUUUUUCUUAUCAUGUAAACUAGUCUCUGCCAAACUUGAAUGAUCAGGAUAGAUAUUUUCCAGUGAAUACAAUCUACAUCGUUUCUAUCAAAAUCUCAUCGAAGCCUAUUUUAACGAUCAUCGUCAAUCCUCAUCUUGUCAAUAUUCAAAAUAUGUUUUUUUCCCCCAAAUUAAAGGUCAUAUCUUGUAUUUAAUGUGAAAAAGUCGUCGCCAGAUGUUCAUCUAUAGAUUCGUUUGGGUACUGUAAUGUUACUACGAUAACUGAUGUACUGUUUUCUUUUGUAAUUUUUGUUUGUUUGUGAUUUUGCAGAAACUUGAAAAUCUCUAAUAACUACGUUAACUUAAAUUCAAUUUCUUCCGUCUUAGCUUUGAUUGGAAAGAAAUUCAAAAUACAGUACUUCGUGGAAACAUUAUUUUAUUAUUUAUUUACAUGUCUUGAAAAUGAAUAUGUUGAUAAUUAUGAAACUUUGUUGUUGCAUUUGACAGUUUUUAUUCCAGCAGAAGUCUGUGAUGACCUCCCCACAGAACCCCACAUGAAAUAUCUAAAUAGUCCCUUAAACUUUGAAUUUGGUGUGUAUUAUUAUCAAUUACACUGCACAGGUCAAUAUUUUAGCUAUGAUAAAGAAAUUAAUAUAAAGUUAUAU